CCUAUCACAAGAUCAUGCCAAGCUUCUUGAAAGUGGCGAUGAAUACAAUGUCAUCAUCGAAGUGGGAGAAGCGCCGCUUAGCCAAUCAUAUAAAACCCAUUCGGUUAUUUUGUGUUAUAGGUGCCCAUUCUUGUAUAAAUCACUACGGGAUAUUCCACACAAUGGAAAUAAUGUUAAAAUUCUUAACAAAAAACAUGUUUCUACCAAAGUAUUCGAUAUCAUCAUCAA
Molecule: messenger RNA, 228 nt
Organism: Acaulospora morrowiae
Lineage: Eukaryota; Fungi; Glomeromycota; Glomeromycetes; Diversisporales; Acaulosporaceae
Source: the annotation of a GenBank genome assembly